This is a messenger RNA of Polyodon spathula (Mississippi paddlefish), 1403 nucleotides long. RefSeq names its product CCAAT enhancer binding protein beta (gene cebpb). The record is from RefSeq and is a predicted model, not a curated record. NCBI's taxonomy places the organism in Eukaryota, Metazoa, Chordata, Actinopteri, Acipenseriformes, Polyodontidae. The transcript has a single exon. The coding region runs from base 192 to 1058 and encodes 288 amino acids. Gene Ontology annotation, molecular function: DNA-binding transcription factor activity, RNA polymerase II-specific; RNA polymerase II cis-regulatory region sequence-specific DNA binding. Gene Ontology annotation, biological process: DNA-templated transcription; regulation of transcription by RNA polymerase II.
GCCCGCAGAGAGCUGUCAGUUCAGCAACAAGACAAACAGCAGCAGACACGCGCAUAUUAACAAAUCGUUUCGCAACCACUCAGCUUCACAUUCGCACCGAUUUAGCUGAGAGAGCAAGUGACCCGACCGGGAACCGUCUAAUUAUCAAUGGUCCCGCAAUCUGGCGGGUGUUAAGAUCGGGGUUAAGAUCGAUGGAAGUGGCCGGUUUCUACGAGAGGGAUUACCUCGCUUUACACGGCAACAACUGCAGCAGUACCAGCUACAGCAGCACCAACAGCGGCGCCGCCUGCAACCUGUCGAGCGGGGGUUCAAUGACGGAUCUGGGCAUCGCAGAUAACGAGAAGGCGAUCGACUUUAGCAUCUACCUGGAGCAGCAGUACCAGCAGCAUCCCACACAGCUCGGGACCCCAGGACAGCAGCACGCGGGGGAUGUCUUAACAGACUUCCUGGCCGAAGAGUAUAAAAAUAAACGCGCCGCCUUACAGAACUACAAUUACCUGUCCCUCAGCAGCGGCCGAGCGCCCGGGGGCAUACUGAGCUUCCCGCAGUUGCUGGAGACACGCGUGGACACAGUAUUCAGCCCGCAGCUGAUGGGCAGCGCCAACAGAGGGUUUAAGCAGGACCUCGGGGAAGAAGAGGCUAAUAGAAUGGACUCGGGCUCUCCCGGCUACGGUAUGGCCUCGUAUUUGCAAUACCAUUCCGCGCCGAGCGGAAGCACUGGGAAUCUCUCCACCGCCUCCUCAUCUUGCUCCAGCCCGCCGGGCACCCCUGCCCCGUCCGGCUCUGCCGGGUCACCGCAUAACAGCGGCGGGAAGCUUUCCUCCAGCAAGGGGAAGAAGCGUGUGGAGAAGAGCAGCGAAGAGUACAAGCAACGACGGGAGAGGAACAACCUCGCGGUAAGGAAGAGUCGGGAUAAAGCCAAGAUACGCAACCUGGAGACCCAGCACAAGGUACUGGAGCUGGCGGCGGAGAAUGACCGGCUGCAGAAGCGAGUGGAGCAGCUGUCCAGAGAGCUCACCACUUUACGGAACUUGUUGUCAGCCACGGGGCAGUGCUAGUCUGGCGGGUAACGCACCCCUCUCGACCUCUGCAAUCACAUUGCCACUCUCACGCAGAGGACUUGGCUGACGACCUGCCUGAUCAGUGCCAGCCUCGUUUGCGAGACAAGGGGGAGGUCAGGGCUGCCGACCGUCAUUUUGAAAAAUAGUGUUUUGGGAACAAGAUAUGUUUAAAGACAGUGUUGGUAAAAAAAAACAAAAACAAACAACAAAAGUGCCACUUGUAUUUUUUGUUUAUCUCCUUUUUAAUGUAGUGUGUUUUAUACGAGCUGUGUGUGUUGUUUGUUCUUAUUGUUAUUUAAGCAAAUCACGAAGUAAAAUGUUUAUACAUGGUUAUAAGGGGAU